Gracilinanus agilis (Agile Gracile Mouse Opossum) is the source of this 1197-nucleotide messenger RNA. RefSeq names its product Wnt family member 2B (gene WNT2B). Gene Ontology annotation, biological process: cell fate commitment; neuron differentiation; multicellular organism development. Lineage: Eukaryota; Metazoa; Chordata; Mammalia; Didelphimorphia; Didelphidae. The transcript is spliced from 5 exons. Bases 1 to 1197 code for a protein of 398 amino acids. The record is from RefSeq and is a predicted model, not a curated record. Gene Ontology annotation, cellular component: extracellular region. Gene Ontology annotation, molecular function: cytokine activity; frizzled binding.
AUGCUGAGCCCGGGCAGAACGGAGGAAGCCCCCCAGCUUCUCCGUAGGCGAGCUCCGCUCCCUGUUCCCGCCUUCGCCCCCGCACACCGAUACCCUGUCCGGGCAGCUGCACCCGACGGCCCCGGAGUCCCUGCCCGACUCGGCCUCGCCUGUCUGCUGCUGCUGUUGCUUACGCUGCCGCCCCGCAUAGAUGCGUCCUGGUGGUAUAUCGGGGCACUGGGGGCCCGGGUGAUCUGCGACAACAUCCCCGGGCUGGUGAGCCGGCAGCGCCAAUUGUGCCAGCGCUACCCCGACAUCAUGCGCUCCCUGGGCGAGGGCGCCCGAGACUGGAUCCGCGAGUGCCAGCACCAGUUCCGUCAUCACCGCUGGAACUGCACCACUCUGGACCGGGACCACACCGUCUUUGGCCGGGUGAUGCUCAGAAGCAGCCGGGAGGCGGCUUUCGUGUAUGCCAUCUCCUCGGCAGGUGUGGUCCAUGCCAUCACUCGGGCCUGCAGCCAGGGAGAGCUGAGUGUGUGCAGCUGCGAUCCUUACACACGUGGUCGGGACCGAGACCAGCGUGGAGACUUUGACUGGGGUGGUUGUAGUGACAACAUCCACUAUGGGGUCCGCUUUGCCAAGGCCUUCGUGGAUGCCAAGGAGAAGAGGCUCAAGGAUGCCCGGGCCCUCAUGAAUUUGCACAACAAUCGGUGUGGCCGCACGGCUGUACGUCGAUUCCUAAAGCUGGAAUGUAAGUGCCAUGGAGUAAGUGGCUCCUGCACCCUUCGCACCUGCUGGCAUGCACUCUCCGACUUCCGCCGGACUGGUGACUACCUUCGGAGGCGCUAUGAUGGAGCUGUGCAGGUGACUGCCACUCAGGAUGGUGCCAACUUUACUGCUGCCCGUCAAGGCUAUCGCCAUGCCACUCGGGCCGACCUUGUCUACUUUGACAACUCCCCAGACUACUGUGUUCUGGACAAGGCUGCUGGGUCCCUGGGCACCGCAGGCCGAGUAUGCAGCAAGACGUCGAGAGGGACAGACGGAUGUGAGGUCAUGUGCUGCGGCCGUGGCUACGACACGACCCGAGUCACUCGUGUCACCCAGUGCGAGUGCAAGUUCCACUGGUGCUGCGCCGUGCGCUGUAAGGAGUGCCGGGACACUGUGGAUGUCCACACCUGCAAGGCCCCCAAGAAGGCAGAGUGGCUGGACCAGACCUGA